Molecule: messenger RNA, 3424 nt
Organism: Corythoichthys intestinalis (scribbled pipefish)
Lineage: Eukaryota; Metazoa; Chordata; Actinopteri; Syngnathiformes; Syngnathidae
Gene: rag2
Product: recombination activating gene 2
Exons: 2
Coding region: 125-1729 (534 amino acids)
Biological process (GO): V(D)J recombination
Cellular component (GO): DNA recombinase complex; nucleus
Molecular function (GO): protein binding; sequence-specific DNA binding
Source: RefSeq, a predicted model, not a curated record
CUUUUGUCAAAGAUAGACUAUAUAAAGAGUGAUUAGGUUUAGCCUAGUGAUCUUAAACUUCACAGUCAAGUGAGCUCAAGCACUAAAUCCUCGCUCUUGCUGCAAGGAGACACCUGCAACCAGGAUGAGACUGCAACCAUUAAAUCCAGUCAACUGUGAAGGCCUUCUGCAGCCUGGUUGUUCUUUUUUACAGCUUGAUGGUGAAGUUCUACUCUUUGGCCAAAAAGGAUGGCCUAAGCGCUCCUGUCCAACAGGAGUAUUUGGCAUCCGCUUGAAACGUGGUGAGCUCAGGUUGAGAGCGAUACAUUUCUCCAAUGACUCACAAUACCUUCCUCCUUUACGCUGUCCUGCCGUUUGCCGCCUCGAUCCACAUGAUGGACUUGCGGAGAGUUAUCUUAUCCAUGGCGGCCGCACACCCAAUAAUGACAUCUCAUCAAGUCUUUAUAGCCUUAGCGUGGAUAGUCGUGGCUGCAAUCGCAAACUGACCUUGCGCUGUAAGGAGAUAGAACUGUUAGGAGACGUGCCAAGUGCUAGAUAUGGCCACACGGUCAGUGUGGUUCAAAGCAGAGGCAAGACAGCAUUUGUAGUUUUUGGCGGAAGGUCAUACAUUCCAGAAAAGGAGAGGACCUCUGAGAAAUGGAACAGCGUCAUUGAUUGUCCUCCUCAAGUGUUCUUGUUCGACAUGCAAUUUGGUUGUUGCUCUGCUUACACUUUUCCAGAGCUCAGUGAUGGCCUGGCUUUCCAUGUGGCCCUUGCAAGAGAGGACCGUGUUUAUAUACUUGGGGGUCACUCAUUAAAAUCUGACAGCCGGCCGCCUCGGCUCUUUAAUCUGCACGUCCAGCUUCUGCAAGGUUGUCCGUUAGUCUCCUGUGAGCUCCUCGACUUUGGUCUGUCAAUCUCAAGUGCUAUAAUAACUCGCACAGGCCCCUCUCACGAAUAUAUGAUUUUAGGAGGAUAUCAAUCCAACUCUCAGAAAAGAAUGGAGUGCAGCACUAUCAUUCUAAAUGAGAAAGGGAUUCACAUAGAACCUCAUGAACCACCAAAUUGGACCCCAGAUAUUGUUCAUAGUGAAACUUGGUACGGUGGUGCUGCAGGGGAACAAAGUAUGUUGCUAGCUGUACCAACUGAGGGAAGAUCAUGUCAAAAAAAUAUGUAUUACUUCUAUCAAGUGAACUUCGAGAAAGAGGUCGACACCAAAGAAGACACGCAAAACCAACAAGACUGCAGCCAGGAGAUGACAGAUUACGAUAAUUCUACUCCUCUUGAAGAUUCAGAGGAGCUUUAUUUUGGCCGUGAGCCUCAAGAGCUGGUUGACAGUAGUGAGGGUGAAGAUAAUACCUACAAUGAGAAAGAUGAGGAGGAUGAGUCACAAUCAGGCUACUGGAUCAAAUGUUGUCAGGGUUGCCAACUUAAUCCUAAUACAUGGGAGCCAUUUUACUCCACUGAGCUCCAUCGGCCAGCCAUGAUCUUCUGCUCUAAAGGACGGGCAGGUCACUGGGUCCAUGCCCAAUGCAUGGAGCUACCUGAGACACAGCUCCUCAAGCUCUCCCUAGGCAACAAGAAAUACUUCUGCCUUGAACACGGGGGUCUUCCUAACCAGGAAGUAACCCCACCUCGAAAAAUCAUUCCCCCAAAACGUACCCCUUUAAAGGUUAAACAAAGGAAAUUUCGUACAACUCUCAAGAUCUCCAAAGCUAAAAAAUGUGUUUUUAGAAAGCUUUUUGAUUAGCAAGUUUCGAUUGUGAUGAUCCUAUGGUUGAUUGUGUCCUUAUUGCACUGCAAAUGUAUAGUGUCUUAAUCAGACUAUUUUUCUUAAAUCUAGUCAAAUAAUUUCUCCAUCUGUUACAGACUUGUUAGAUUCAUGCAUUAGAUUAUUCCAUUUACCUUACGUAAAUAUUACUAUUUGUUCUUAUUAAGCCCAUACAUCUAAAAGUGAGUAACUUUUCACCUACAGUACUUUUCACCUACAGUAAAUCAAGAAAAAAUUGCUUACAGAUAAUGUUUAAACAAUAUAUUUUCUUGAAUUUCAAUUUCAAAUCUUAUUUUUAAGGUUAAAUACACAAAUGUAUAGCUUCAAAUAAAGUUUAUUUUCAGCUAGCUAUUUUUCUUAUUUCAAGAAAUCUGAGUGAAAUUUACUUGAAGCACUGGCAGAUAAUUUCACCAAUUACUAGUAGAUUUACACAGAAAAUGAAGUAAUUUAACUAGUUUUAAGGAGGUGUGUUUUUGCGGGGAAUGUAAACACAACGAUAGGUUACAUACAAUGCGGGGCAAAAUAACACAAAUAAUAGAAUGAUUACCCAGUGAGUGUUAAAGCUAAGAAAUAUGUCAAAAAUGAUACAUUCUCUCAAUAAUAUUUUAUAAUAUGUUGAGUACAAAACAAUAACCAUGAAAAUGAGUAAUGGAAUUGUUUUGCUAUUUGUUUGAACUUGUACUGUACUUGAAAAUACAUUUAAUUGGUUGAUGCAUUUUCAUACAGAGCAACUAUUUCUAAUCAGGAACGUGAAUAACAAUGUAAAUUGCUGAUUAAAACAAUGACACAAGAAUAUAAUUUCCAAUGUAAUCAAUAAAAUGACGAGAGGGAGAAAAAAAAUAUAUACAUACUGUACAUGAUUAGAUUAGUCAGUGAAUUUGAACAAGUUGUCUUGAAACAGUUACAAUUGUUUUCGUUGGCUUUCUAUGAAGGCAAGUGUGCAAACUAAUAUUUGUAAAUUACUAGGGCUGUCAAAAUGAUCGCGUUAACGCGCGGUAAUUAAUUUUUUAAAUUAAUCACGUUAAAAUAUUUGACGCAAUAAAUGCACAUGUCCCACUCAGACAGUAUUCUGCCUUUUGGUAAAUUUUACAGCAAGUUUUUUUAUGCUGUCUAACAGCGAACUCUUGUGGUCGCUUUGCGACAUGGUUUAUUGCUUUCUUGCCAUUUCAAUAUGGCUGCACGACGUCUCGGGCUGACGCCUACGUUGUAAUGUUGUGCUUAUAUGAUCCUUGGACAAGAUUUGUCCGUAAGUAUGGUUGUUGUAAAGAAUGUACAUAUUAUGUUAGUAAGCAAAAUGUUAUAUUUUUUGUAUGAGACGUUUUUUGUUUAUGUUUAGUGAACCUGUAUAGCGUGCUAAGCUAAUGUUGUUGCUAAUGCAAUGCUUGUGUACUUUUUUUUUUUGUAGUUUCAUUACGGUCUAAAGAGGACAGUGGUUUGAGGCCAUUUUAUUUAUAAAUCAGAUGAAAAAGGAAGAAGUCUGAUUAUUAAGGCGUCGUUCACUAGCUGUCUAGCUUUGGAAAAAGUAGAUGCUUCGGAGUGAGGACAGCAUAGACAGAUUUAAAUGACAGUAGAGUGAAAUGCCCACUACAGUCCUUAUGUACCGUAUGUUGAAUGUAUAUAUUCAUCUUGUGUUUUAUCUUUCCAUUCCAACAAAUUAUUUUACAGAAUAUAUAU